GGGGACCUGGUCCUGGACGGCUCCAGCACGCUGACGCUGCUCACCCCCACCCUGCAGCACCUCACGCAGGUCUUCGAGCAGCACCUGGGCUCCCGCAACCAGAACCGGGGCUUCGUGGCCCUGCCCUCGCACCCCGCCGAGACCACCGCCAUCCUCCAGGCGCAGUUCCUCUUCGACGUCCUGCAGAAGACUCACUCGCUGAAGCUCAUUCAUGUUCCAAACCGUGUUUUGCAAUCUGCUGUGAAGAUCUUCCCUUUCAAGUCCCUCCGGCAUCUGGAAUUGAGGUCUGUCCCUCCACACUGCCUCCGGGGACUGCGAUUUGUCUAUUCUCAGCUGGAAUCUCUAACAUGUUGCAAAUGUAUCAGUACGCUGGAGGAAAUCAUUUCAGCAUGUGGUGGAGAUCUGAGCUGUGCUCUCCCUUGGCUGGAACUGCAGACCGUGAACUUCAGCUAUAACUCCAUCACUGCCUUGGAUGACUCACUGCAAUUACUGAAUGCUCUGAGGAUCUUGGAUUUGAGUCACAACAAGAUCCAGGAUUGUGAGCACUAUUUAAUGACCCUUACUGAACUAGAGUACCUCAAUCUGGCUUAUAACUUCCUGUCCAAGGUGCCAAACCUUGGCAUCUUCAGCCGAUCCAAGUUGGUGGCUCUGAUCCUGCGCAACAAUGAACUUGACAGCAUUAAUGGUGUUGAACAGCUAGUGAAUCUGCAGCACCUGGAUGUGGCCUAUAACCUGCUGCUGGAACAUGCCCAGUUGGCACCAUUGACCACUCUGCACUAUUUAAAAAAACUGCAUUUAGAGGGUAACCCAUUAUGGUUCCAUCAAAACCACCGGUCUGCAACCCUUGUACAUGUGUCUCCCAGGGCAGCCUCCUCCAACUUCCUCUUGGAUGGGGAGCCACUCUCUUCCUCAGACCUAAUGCACCUUCCAAGACUUGUGCAAAGUGUGUCACAGUCCAUCCACACUUCUACCUCAGAGAAGACUGCACUGGACCGCAGUGCUCUGGACAGUUCCUGUGCUGCAGACUUCAGCGACAGUCAGUCCCCAGCGGAGAAUGUGUCUGUCAGGCUCCCUCGGAAGAAAAGCAAGGGAAAAGUCAAAGUACGCAGAGCGAGCAUUUCAGAGCCCAGUGACACAGAACAUGAGCCCCGGGUUUUACCUCUCUCUGCUGGCCUGGUCCUACAGCAUCAGAAGGAGAUGAAGCGCUUGGACAGCUUCAGAGAUCGCUUUGGUGUUGACUGGCUGCAGUACAAGAGACACCUGGAGGAGCAUGACCAAGUACCUGUCAUGUGCCGUAGCCGUUCUGCAGAUGAGAUUGCAGGCAGACCUGCUGCAGAGGACUUGCAGAGUGAGAGCUCUGACCCAGAGCAAGGAAAACCCCAGGUAUCCCAGAAAGUAUCCUCUCCUCCUUUGGAUGAUACUGAGAAGGAGGAAGAGCCUGAAGUAGAGCUGGAUGAGCCUGUGGAAGAACAGAGAGGAGAAGAGGAGGCAGAUGAGCUAAUGCUGGGGGAGGAAGAAGAGGAGAAGCCAGAAGUGGACCUUUGCCAGCCAGUGCUGGUGAGCCAAAUAGAAGGUGAAGGGGACCCAGAGCCAGACUGGAUCUUCCUGCGAGUCACAGCUAAGCAUGUGAUUGAGGUGGAACUGAAAGCUGCCAGAGUCCUCCACAAACUGGAGCUGAAAUGCUUACAGAAGGUGGAGACCUCCGAGAUGAACUGGAAGAGGAUGGACCUGGAGCGAGUUUUCCCUGUCAUCACAUUGCACUUCAGCUACAUUCGCAAGGACCGGCAGAAGCGAAAAUAUGUGGUGCUUGACGACUGCCCAGAGCAGUGCCUACAGUGUGUCCUUGAAGUGUUGUCCCCGGCUGUUGAGGAGAAUCGACGAAAUCAGGACCAGGAGAAGGGAACCAUGAAGCUCCAGUGCCUGAAAUGCAAACAGGAGUUUUCACAGUCCCUGGCUCCCUGGCAUCAAGGUUCCUAUCCUUCAGAGGUUGGCGACACCAAAAUCCUGGAAACCCUAGUUGCCUCAAAUCAAGAUGCUGCAGCAGCUGGUGAGCCCAUAGCUGCCUGUCCCAGUUGUUCCAGUGACCAUGUGGUCAUCCUGCCUUCAGAGGUGUGCUCCAGCACACCUGUGCCACCUGGCCCUGAUAGCACGAGUGAGGACCUGUCAGACUCUGUCCUGGAGGGAGGUAGCCAGCAGGAAGGCCCAGAGGAAGCACCUGCCCUGGCCAGUGAGAGUGGGAAGUUCUACAUCGGCGGNGAGGACAGCUCGGAGAUAGAUACCAGCAACAGCACCAGGACCCCGGAGCUGACUGGCGAGCAUGACGGCACUCUCCACUCCAGCUCCCGCAGUUCAGAUGGGGCCUUCGGGAAGAAGGAGCUCAGUAUGAAGAGCCAGUACUUGUCCCUCAGCCACACAGACACCAAUGGGGGCAGCUUGAUGGGGAGCUACUAUUACAGCAUUUCUCGCGGGCCCACUCCUUCCCAGCUCUCUUUGAACUCCGAGUCCGGGGAAACAUGGAAUCUCAGUCCCUCUGUAAAUGGCAUCCCAAACACGAGGGACUUCCGUUCUGUGGAUCAUCGCCUGAAGCUGUACCUGGAUAUGGAGGUUUUUGAGGAGAACGCUGAGGAGUUCCAGUGUUUCCUGAAGGUGGUCAUGGUGAAGUUUGGCCGGCAAGGAGAGUUCCUCUCAAUCCUGGUUGCCUCUGAUCUCAAGAUCUAUGUGCUGGAAGUCACUGGGGUUAUCAGGGGACAACCUGCAGACUGGCUGAAGAAGAAUGACUCUCAUUACCUGUCUGAUAUUUCCCAUCUGGAAGUGGGACUCUGCCACCAGAGCUUGCGAAUGGAGUUUGAGAACCCAAAAGCUUCCUACAAUCUGCUGAUCCGGAACCAAAGCUGCUGUGACCAGUUCCUGCAGACCCUGACAUAUCUCAUGCAAGAGCUGCCUGCUAAGCACAGGAGUAAGGUGAAGGACAUCCCCACCGUGGAAAUGAAUCCACAACAUUGGCUAUGGCCUCUGCUGGACUCCAAGACCAGAGAUUCUGCAGCUGCAAAUGACACUUGUUUCUUCUACCUGCUGGCCUACCUGAUUCAAGAGUAUGGUGCCCAAAACUGGACACAGUUCCAGCUGAGGCCUCACUGCCAAGUAGACAGGACAAAUUAA
Messenger RNA from Pterocles gutturalis (yellow-throated sandgrouse), 3159 nucleotides. Its product is annotated as serine/threonine-protein kinase 11-interacting protein. Gene Ontology annotation, cellular component: cytoplasm. Gene Ontology annotation, biological process: intracellular protein localization. The annotation marks the transcript as partial. NCBI's taxonomy places the organism in Eukaryota, Metazoa, Chordata, Aves, Pterocliformes, Pteroclidae. Gene Ontology annotation, molecular function: protein binding. The record is from RefSeq and is a predicted model, not a curated record. The transcript is spliced from 23 exons.